AUGGUGAACAGAUCUGAAGACACCAGUAAACUGAAGGCAUUACCUGAACUUGACUUUGGUGUGAAGAAAUAUGCGAAGGUGGUUACAUUUGAAGAUGACAAAAAAGUAAGAGAAAAUCCUGAAGUUGCAGAUUUGGCAGUUUUUAAGUUACCAAAACUUCAUCUUUCCGCAGGAUCAAAUACAGGUCUUCAAACCGGAGAAGAAAUUGGAGAAAAUCCUCAUUUGAAUAAAGACGAAUUUUACACUUCAGACAUUAGAAGAGACACAGAGAACCACCAUCCCAAAACAGAUGAAGCUAAAAAUUUAAAUGAAAGUUUUCCGCGAUUGCUGAAAAACUACGAAUUCCAACGGGAUCUUAGAUAUACACAGUGCUCGCAAAAACUCUCACGCAUAAAGUAUUCCUAUUUUCAAAGGUUCCCUUCGCCUCCGCCUUUAAAUAAGAGAGAGAGAUUGAAAAUGGAAUUGGAAAAGAUGAAACCGAAAAAAAAGGAAAAAGCCCUCGAGCCGGGGAGCCUGAGAACGAGGGAGGAAUACACGAAGAUUUUUAUAUCACUGAAAAAGGUUCAGAAGAUGUUUGUGGAAAAGCAUCACCUCUCGUGUCGCCCUUUAGCUAAUUCUCCGUUUUUUAUGGAUUGA
Molecule: messenger RNA, 636 nt
Organism: Pocillopora meandrina
Lineage: Eukaryota; Metazoa; Cnidaria; Anthozoa; Scleractinia; Pocilloporidae
Source: the annotation of a GenBank genome assembly